CGUGGGCUGCUGCUGUAGUCAAGAUGGCUGUGCACCUGAGACGGGGCGAAGAGCCUGCACAAGCACAAGGCCGCCGCGAAUGAAGUUUUUAACCGUAAACCCGUCGCGGAUCAUCCAAGCCCCCCGCUCUCCUGGAGUUUACCCGAACAGCGACCGAUACGUGCACACGCAGCAACGGAGUCCUCCCCCCCCCCCAAAAAACAACACCAGAGGAUAAAGUCGUAUGAAUUCCGACGAGAAGGAGGACUGUGAGUGUGCGCCACCACAGGCCCAGCUUAGCCCUGCGAGAGGAGACGCAAGAGAAAACGAGGAGUCUGAAAACGAAAACCCAGAAGCAAGCCGAAUGAAGCGAGCAGCCGCCAAGCACCUCAUAGAGCGCUACUACCACCAGUUAACAGAGGGCUGUGGGAAUGAGUCGUGCUCCAACUCGUGGUGCGCGUCCUCGCUGGGGUUCAGUCGCAUGGACAACAACGCGGCGGCCGUCAAAGCUCUGGAGCUUUACAAAGUCAACGCCAAACUCUGUGACCCCCACCCAUCUAAGAAGGGCACCGCGUCCACCUACCUGGAGACGCACGGCAACCAGGACGGCAACAGCAAGAUGAACAACAAGGACAACCACUCGGUCAGGGACAAUUUCAAAGAGAUCACAUACCUGACUGAGGAGAAAGUCUAUGAGAUCCUGGACAUCUGCGGAGAGAAGGAGGACUACUCUCCUCUUAUCCGAGUCAUCGGCCGGGUCUUCUCCAGCGCUGAGGGGCUGGUGCAGAGCUUCCGCCGCUCCAAACCCCACACCAAGGAGGAGCUCAAGUCCCUCCAAGGCAAGGACGAGGACAAGGACGAAGACGAGAAGGAGGCGGCUGCGGCGUGCUCUGCGGUGGCCAUGGAGGAAGACUCUCCCUCUGCCUCCUCCUCCUCUUCAUCACGUCUCGGGGAUGGAGAGGCACAGAAGCUGGGUCCGGACGAGGUCUCUGUGGACAUCGAGGCGGUGCGGCGGGUGUACGAGCGCCUGCUGUCCAAUGAGAAGAUCGAGGCCGCCUUCCUCAACGCACUGGUCUACCUCUCGCCCAACGUGGAGUGCGACCUGACCUACCACAACGUCUACUCCCGAGACCCCAACUACCUGAACUUGUUUGUAAUAGUCAUGGAGAACAGCAACCUCCACAGCCCAGAGUACCUGGAGAUCGCCUUGCCACAGUUCUGCAAAGCUAUGAGCAAACUCCCACUAGCGGCGCAGGCCAAGCUAGCGCGCCUCUGGUCCCACUACACGGCCGAGCAGAUCCGGCGCAUGGUGGAGACCUUUCAGCAGCUCAUCACUUACAAAGUCAUCAGCAACGAGUUCAACAGUCGCAACCUGGUGAACGACGACGACGCUGUGGUGGCAGCGACCAAGUGCUUGAAGAUGGUGUACUAUGCAAAUGUGCUGGGUGGAGAUCUGGACGUGGAACAUAACGAGGAAGAGGACGAAGAGCCUAUCCCAGAGUCGAGUGAGCUGACCUUACAAGAGCUGCUAGGGGAAGAGAGAAGGAACAAGAAGGGCCCUAGGGUUGACCCGCUGGAAACAGAGCUAGGCAUCCGCACCAACGACUGCAGGCGGCCGCUAGUGCCCUUUGAAGAGUUCAUCAACGAGCCCUUGAACGAAGUGCUGGAGAUGGACAAGGACUAUACUUUCUUUAAGGUGGAAACGGAGAACAAAUUCUCCUUCAUGACAUGCCCCUUCAUCCUCAACGCUGUUACCAAGAACCUGGGCCUGUACUACGACAACCGGAUCCGCAUGUACAGUGAGAGGCGGAUCACUGUACUGUACAGUCUGGUGCAGGGUCAGCAGCUCAACCCGUACCUGCGACUCAAAGUGCGCAGAGACCACAUCAUCGACGACGCUCUGGUCCGGUUGGAGAUGAUCGCCAUGGAGAAUCCUGCAGACUUGAAGAAGCAGCUCUACGUAGAGUUUGAAGGAGAACAAGGCGUAGAUGAAGGAGGCGUCUCCAAAGAGUUCUUUCAGCUGGUGGUGGAGGAGAUCUUCAACCCAGACAUCGGCAUGUUCACGUACGAGGAGCGCACGCGGCUCUUCUGGUUCAACUCAUCGUCUUUCGAGAAUGAGGGCCAGUACACUCUGAUUGGCAUUGUGCUGGGCCUGGCCAUUUACAAUAACUGCAUCCUAGACGUGCACUUCCCUAUGGUGGUCUACAGGAAGCUCAUGGGCAAGAAAGGCACCUUCAGGGACCUGGCCGACGCAAAUCCGGUUUUGCACCAGAGUCUGAAGGAGCUGCUGGAGUACGAGGGCAGUGUGGAGGACGAUAUGAUGAUCACCUUUCAGAUCUCUCAGACGGAUCUGUUUGGGAACGCCCUCAUGUACAACCUAAGGGAAAACGGGGACAAGAUCCCUGUAACCAAUGACAACAGAAAGGAGUUUGUGUCCCAGUACGCAGACUAUAUACUGAACAAAAGUGUAGAGAAACAGUUCAAAGCCUUCAGGAGAGGUUUCCAUAUGGUCACCAACGAAUCACCGCUCAAGUACUUAUUCAGACCGGAGGAGAUCGAGCUGCUCAUCUGUGGGAGCCGGAACCUCGACUUUCUAGCACUUGAAGAAACGACAGAAUACGAUGGCGGUUAUAAUAGAGAUUCAAGGAUUAUUAAGGAGUUCUGGGAGACGCUGCACUCGUUUGGAGAGGAGCAGAAGCGCCUGUUCCUCCAGUUCACCACUGGCACAGACAGAGCCCCUGUGGGAGGCCUGGGCAAACUCAAGAUGAUCAUCGCCAAGAACGGCCCAGACACAGACAGGUUACCCACGUCCCACACCUGCUUCAACGUGCUCCUGCUGCCCGAGUACAGCAGCAAAGAGAAGCUGAGGGAGAGACUGCUGAAAGCCAUUACCUAUGCCAAAGGGUUUGGUAUGCUCUGAGCCCCGCCCCCACCCCGCCCCUCCAACUCCACCCGCCCCGCCCACAACAUGAGAACCUCUGGCCCCGCCCUCAGCCCUUUACCAGCCACAGAGCGACCAAUGGGAGUGCAGCAGAAGGAGCGGUCGUACGGCGCCUGUCCCCCUCAGCGGUGUGAAGCACAGAUCCAAGGCGCGCUCCCACACUCUGAAUGUGCCCGCGCCGCUCUGUACAGCGUCAUUACAGGAUUAUUUAUUAGCCAUGUUUCUGUCUCUGUUCGGGUACACUGUGGAGAGAGUGGAGUGUCCAUUUGAGCACGCAGUACCAUCUCACUACGUAGCCCCUUCUACGGUGGCCAGGAGGUGCCAGAAAAUACGCCCUAGUAGCUAUUGGUGUGCCAUCGAAACAAAUAAUAAUGUAGGAAAUGUGAAUCUCAGAGCUACGCUAAAAUUGUCUGCCCACACACAACAAAAGUGCAACUUUGCUUUUUAUUUUAUUAGAACUGGUCAAAAUUAGCUGUAUUACUCCAAACUGAAGCCAAAAGGCAGGUUUUCCUUAAAUACCGUAAGAGUUUAACCCUUGGACGCCCUUUUCAAACUUAUUAGGUUUUGAAAAGCUUUUUUAUAGAGGCAAAGCAUAAUUUUUGUCACAUUGACAACCAUAACCUGGGCAGAGAAGCUGUUUGUUUCAAUACAGUUAUUGCAAUGAGUGAUUUGGGAGAAGUGAUGCAGUUGGACUGUUUAAUGGGCAUUUAAUUUUAGACCCUUAAAAUCAUCAAGCAAUUAAAACUAUAAUUGUCUAAAUACAUAUGCUCACUGCUCAUUUUUUGUUCAGUUUUGUUUCUGUAAGUUAAAGCUGCACUAUAACUUUUCUAGUUGAGCGUCUACCACCUGCUUGUCCCUAUGAAAAGGUUAUUGCUUUGCCUGGAAUGCUCCACAGUAUAGCAUUAAAUGUCAUUUAUAUUUAUUCAAUUCCAGGUCUUUUCUAGUGCUUAAAAUGCCUUGAAUUCCUACUGUAAGCAGGCUCUCCUCUCCACAGAUCUGUAACUUGGCCUGGUGUCAUAACCUGCUUGUCUCCAUGGAGAUACAUUUUAAUGCAGUACUAUUACUAGUCCCAGGCAAAGCUUUGACAUCUCCACGGAGACGAGCAGGAGGCCGACACUCCUCCAGAAAAGUCCCUUGGUGCAGCUUUAAGUGAGUGUGUCUAAAGUAAAUUUUUGAAGCACUUCUUGGCCACGGUAGACCUUGAGUUGUUUAGAAUCUUUUGUUUACCAUUUUGCACCAUUUCUUUGUUUUUAGUGAACGCGAGUCAGUUCUUGAACGGCUGUCUUUGUGUCGGGGGAGGAGACUCAAUCUGAGCUGUGUAAAGUGCACUUAGACAUUUCUUUCCGAAUGUUUUUUGGUCACAGGUUGCCGCGAUUGUCGCAAAGCAUUUGAUGUCUUCCUGUGUUCUUCUGGAUUAAAGACCAGUAUUGCUGUUUGACGGAACAACCAAACUAUAAUCGACCCGUGUGGUUUGUGUGUAGACAGUUCUCCAAGUGCCAACCACUAGAAUGAGGAGGUCCAUUUUGAGGAACAGGUAGUAAUAAUGGUCAUUCCAGUUUGGAGAAGCAGAUGGGAGCCAGAUUUUGUGAUUAAUAUGGUAACAAAAUACUCCAUUAAACACAUACGAAUUUGGGUUUACGAAAAAGAGUCAAAAAGCAACGCGUUUUUUUGUAUGGCAACAAAUUGUGCCAUAAAUUACACUUUUAUGACAACAGUUGUGUAUCAAAAAUCUGUUAAAUGUUUGUUUUAAAUCAACUUUUGGCUGUUUGUUUUUUUCUCAAAACUCAAUUACUGCUUAGAAAUUUGGAGUGGUUGGUGAGUUUAAAAAUUACAAGCUAAUCCGUGUUUUGGUUGUGAACUGUCCUCAAACUUCUCAAGUGUGUAACGCCUUGAUUGGUGAAUGACUACAGUUAGCGAUUUACUGUAAUUCAAAUGUGGCUUAGUCCUAGAGUUGCAGCUAGUUGUACAAUGUGCUGUAAAAAUACAAUUUUACGGUGUAUCCAUUUUACAGGUUCUGGGAGUAACAUGACACCGAAAAUAUUAAGUCCACCUGUUCUUAUUCUAACUACAACAAUCUAAUCAUAUUUAUCAAGUUGAUUUUUUUUUUUCUGCAAAUGAAUUACAAUCUUUACCAGCCAUUUUUUUUAGUUUUGGCAUGAUUUUACAUUUUUAAAAUAAAUGAAUUACAUUUUUGUCAUGCUUGGUUAGUUUGACAUGAAUAACAAUAGAACAGGUGCACCUAAUACUUUUUUUGAGCGAAAAGGGGUUCCAACCAUGCCACUAAUUCACACCACAAAUCCCUGAGCCAUUCUUUCUGUAUCAAUGCACUUAUUUUUGUCAUGAUUUGUUUUUCUGUUCGGCUGGGGUUACGUUUUGUCAUUAUUUGUCGGGUUGCUUAUUUAAACCUUUUGAUUUGAGAUAGCACAGAUUGCGCUCGGACACUGGAUCGUACACAAUGGCGCCAGUAGUGCGUUGCGUUUGUAAGCGGGGUUUGGCAUGUGGCUGCAUACUCCAUAACUCCCACAAAGCCAGGUUCAUAGUUUCCACGGUUUUCUUUUGCAUUACGUCGUACCUCGGUUCUAAUUAUUUUCGGACGCUCGAGAUGCUGCACACACCUCGGACAUGUGAAAGGACUCUAGAGCCUAGUGAAGGUCAAAGAUCAACCUGGCAAAGGGAAGCAGUUGAUUGGUUGGUUUGACUUCUUGAACAGUGAUGGACGGCGCUAAGUAUUCAAUGUUGUGAAAACAUGCUCAAUAAAGAUGACUGCUUUUUCCAA
Messenger RNA from Boleophthalmus pectinirostris (great blue-spotted mudskipper), 5696 nucleotides. RefSeq names its product ubiquitin-protein ligase E3A-like. The record is from RefSeq and is a predicted model, not a curated record. Bases 224 to 2899 code for a protein of 891 amino acids. The transcript has 11 exons. Gene Ontology annotation, molecular function: ubiquitin protein ligase activity. Gene Ontology annotation, biological process: ubiquitin-dependent protein catabolic process; protein polyubiquitination. Lineage: Eukaryota; Metazoa; Chordata; Actinopteri; Gobiiformes; Gobiidae.